Molecule: messenger RNA, 3573 nt
Organism: Adineta ricciae
Lineage: Eukaryota; Metazoa; Rotifera; Eurotatoria; Adinetida; Adinetidae
Source: the annotation of a GenBank genome assembly
AUGGCCGAUCCGGAUUCGCCGACAAAUCAUUUAUCGCCAGUCGAUGAUGAACCACAAACAUUAUCACACCAACAAGAUAUUCAAGAACAUGAUCAACAGCAAGAAUCAUCAGCAAAUAAUGACUGGCCAUGGGCAACUGAUGAUCAACAGCAGCAGAAUGCAAUUGAUUCAAGCGGUCUCAUGCAUUUAAUUGCUACUGGUGGAGGUGCAGAUGUUGCAGAUAAUACGAAUGAUGAACCAGUUGUUAAUGUACCUACAGAUGAGGAAUCUCAUCAGGAACCAGCAGAGGAAAUAUCCGAGCAAUUACCGGAAGAAAACAUAUCCGAUCAACAAGAAGAUCUUAAUCAAGAACUUGAACAUCCGCAAGAACAUGAACAUCAAAUCGAGCAUGAAAAUCCUCAAGAACUAGAAAAUCAACAAGAUCAUGUGCUCGAGGAGACCCAUGAGCUCGAACCACAUCAUGUACUAGAACAGCAACAUGUCUUAGAACAACAAGAUGAGCUCGAGGAUCAACAUCAUGAACUUGAUCAACAACAAGUACUAGAGCAGCAACAUGUCCUCGAACAACAGCAUGUCUUAGAUCAACAACAUGAGCUCGCACAAGAUCAUGAACUUGAGCGAGAUCAUGGACUUGAACAAGAAGAUGAACUUGACCAUGACCCUGAACCAGAGCAUGAGGAGCAACAAGAACAGCAACAGUUACCUCUUGUUCAGUCAUCCUCGAUAGCACUUCCAAUGGAAACAGAUCAACCCGCAAUAUCAGCUGAUGAUAUACAACAAUCCCAGUCUACAACUAAAUCUAAACAUGAUAUUGCAGAGAUCCAUCGUGAUAUGCUAAAUCUUAUACCUAUUCCCCAAGCAUGGUCACACAUCCGACAUCAAUCAGGCCUUUUUUCGUAUCCUGAUCUACCACAUUUUAAUGUUAUACGACAAGCUACAUUUCGUGAAGGUCGUUUCGUUUGUCCAUUUUGUACAGUUGACUUUGCAUCCAAAGAAGGCAUACGUUACCAUUUAUAUAAUUCCUGUACCAAAUCUCCAUAUCCAAAAGCUUUCUUCCGUUGCCUAAUGUGUGGAAGUGAAUUAGCUGAUCGAAGUUCAUUGCGGACUCAUUUAGCUCGACAUGGUGCUGAAGACGGUGGAACUGUUUCUGCCGAUAAAAUUGAUGUGUCACGAAAACCUGCGAUUACUACGCCGGGCGGAACGGCAGGUUCGAAGAAAUCGAAAAAGAAGAAGAAAAACUCCAAUGACGCAACUCCUCCACAAAUGAUCAAUCCAAUGCUUGCGAUGACAUCCGGCGUAUCACCUCGUGGAAUCGAUACUUACAAUCUUCCACCAACCAUGAUCAACCAAACAAUGUCUUUACCGAUAAUUAAAUCUGAUUUGAAUGAUUCAGAUCCAAAACGUAAACGUGGUCGUCCACCAAAAACUAAAUCUGAUGGACCAACAUCAGUCGCUCCAUAUACUAAGCAUCCACAAAUGAACCCUGUUGGAUUAACAUUAACUCCGACAAUCAACAAUAAUCAAGUUAUUUUGAAUGAGCAACAUAUGAAAAAUGAUCCACAAAAAGCUGUUUCGAUGCGAUCUCCACGUGGUAUCGAUAUCAGCAGUGAAUUAUCCGAACUAGCUCGAUCUCGAAUGCGAGAACAUAUUGAAUUUGCGACCGAUUCGCUAUUGCCUGAACAAGAGCAAGAAAUCAAUAAUCGUAUACGCACAGAAGGUUUUGUACAAUGUCAUCGUUGUCGAGGCAAAACUCAGUUCGCAGCAUUGAAAAAAUUGAAGGAACAUCUCAAAACUGAUUGUCCAUUAGGUCCCGUUAUGGCCAUAUGUAAAUUUUGUGGUACACCAUUUUCAUCUGUGAGCAGUGUUUGUGAUCACCUUGAACUUUACCAUGAUGAUUCACAUGAUAUGUGUCCAGAGGAUCCGUGUCGUAUCAAUGAUCGAGCUUUUCGUGCGGCAUUUGCGCGUUAUAAAUUUCCGAUGAAUGGACGUAUAUCAUUUUCUGCAGCAACAACUACCAUAGGACAGCUCAUACCUGAAAAUGAAUCGGCUGCGUGUCUGAGCAAUGGCGCCAGCUGUUUACGUGUUCGAAUGCUUUCAUGCGAUCGAUUUUUGAAUCCAUUGGAUAGUUUUGCAGCGUCACAUGUUAUUGUUCUUAACGUUGGUCGUCCCAUACGUUGCGUCGAAUGGUUGCCACGUGCUGUUGACGUUGUUGGAAGUCAAUACGUUGCCUUAGCACUGGAACAAUGGUCGUAUGACAAUGCUAAUCAAUUGCAUGGAAGUUACAAUGCAACAAAUCCUGAUCGUCGUUCACCACCUGGCUCAACCCUGCUAUUGAUUCUUAAUUGUGGACGUCUAAGACAAAGCCUACAUGUGCCUAAUUUACAUGUUACUGUUGCUGCGGAUUUCGGUCAAGUAACCUGCUUGAAAUGGUUACCGGAACGACCAACUAUCAAUGAUCCAUAUUUGAGUUAUUUAGCAAUUGGUACAAGUCAAGGAAUUGUUAUUAUAUUUGGUGUACCGCAUGGCGCGUCGAGAAAUCUCUGUACGAUAAGUAGUGGUGCUCAACUUGUGCCACCGUUGAACCGACGUAAAGAUGGUAGUAUUGGUUGUGCAGAGUACGGUUCAUGUACAGCACUUGACUGGUGUUAUGAAAAUCCGAAUAAACUAUGCGCAGGUUAUGAAAAUGGAAUCGUACUUAUGUGGGAAGUGAAUUCGAAAUCACUCGUUGAACAGACGACGAAUUGUUCAUUGAUAUAUCCUGUCAGAAGAUUCUUUGUUGAAGAUGCGCUAAUACAAGAUGUGAAGUUUCUAAGAAAUUCCGAACAUUUAAUUGCUGUUAGUUUGAAAAAUAAACAAUCUUGGACAGUAUGGACUACACGAGAUGAGAAUAUCUUUUCCUAUCGACAUUGGUCGAAUGCGAGCGAAUUUGCUACAUCAACUUUUAAUGAUACAUUGUACACUGGUUGUACACAUGCCAAUAAUCAAAAUGAACUACUUUCUGUACCAAUGCAUUCGAUCUUGUUACCCGGACAAAAUGCCUCCAAUCAUCUACAAGCAUCGAUGUUAUCAGCAUGGCAAAUUGUUAGUUUAGAUUAUUCAGAAUGGAUUGAUUCUGUGGCUUAUGCUGAUCUUGAUGGUACUGUGUGGGUAGCACGUGGUGAUACAUCAACAUGGCCACAAGGCAAUCCGAAAUUUCGACCAAGCUCUUGCGUGGCAAAACUAUCCACUUACCUAACGAAUACAGGUGGAGCAACAUCAGGUAAUCUUGCAGAUCCUGUUGGUAUGCAAUAUAACCAAGGUCAAUCAGCGUGUGGUAAUCCAACUGGUCAAUAUUGUGUACAAAUAUCCAUCGAACGAACAGAAUAUGGAGGUGCAAAUGUUGAUCCACAACAUGAUGAAACUCACAAAGUGCAUACAUAUCGAAAGAUUCGAUUUAAUCCAAAUCCGGGUACACAUGGUUGGAUUGCAUCAGCUGACAAAGUUGGUCUAUUUCUCUUAUUUCGAUUAUCGACAUCGGAUUCUCCUCUUUCGGAAAAACUAACUCAACGCCUUCAACGUGUGCAAGUUUUGUGA